GAGUCAUCCCAGAGGGGGCGGGGCCGAGGCUUCGGGAACGGGAGGGGGGCAAGAAAAGGGAAAUCCAACUUGUGGAAUCUUGGGGGGGUCCCCGCGGCCGGCUGCUUCCCAUGGAUUGUGGAUGGUGCUGGGAACAGAGCCGCUGAAACUCGUGGCGGGGGGUGCUGGGAAUCAGCGGGGCGGGGGUGGAGGGAAGUGUCAGGCUCCGAGUGGGGUACGGCGUCCCAAAGUUAGGACUUAGAGGCCCUCCUGCCUCGGUGCCCGGGAGAAGCAGCACCAGGCGCCAUGCGGGACAGGACCCGCGAGCUGAGACAGGGGGAUGACAGUUCGGACGAUGAGGACAAGGAGCGCGUGGCGCUGGUGCUGCACCCGGGCACCGCAGGACUGGGGAACCCAGACGAUGAGUUCUUCCAGAAGGUCCGGACAAUUCGGCAGACUAUGGUCAAGCUGGAGAGUAAAGUCCAGGAGUUGGAGAAGCAGCAGAUAACCAUCCUGGCCACGCCCCUUCCCGAGGAGAGUAUGAAGCAGGACCUGCAGAAUCUGCGAGAAGAGAUCAAACAGCUGGGCAGGGAGGUUCGCACUCAGCUGAAGGCCAUAGAGCCACAGAAGGAGGAAGCUGAUGAGAACUAUAACUCAAUCAACACAAGAAUGAGAAAAACCCAACACGGGAUCCUGUCCCAGCAGUUUGUGGAGCUCAUCAACAAGUGCAACACGUUGCAGUCCGAGUACCGGGAGAAAAAUGUGGAGCGCAUUCGCAGGCAGCUGAAGAUCACCAAUGCCGGGAUGGUGUCGGACGAGGAACUGGAACAGAUGUUGGACAGCGGCCAGAGCGAGGUGUUCGUGUCUAAUAUCCUGAAGGACACACAGGUCACUCGUCAGGCCCUCAACGAGAUCUCAGCCCGGCACAGUGAGAUCCAGCAGCUCGAGCGCAGCAUCCGGGAGCUGCAUGAGAUCUUCACUUUCCUGGCUACUGAGGUGGAGAUGCAGGGGGAGACGAUUAACCGGAUUGAGAAGAACAUCCUGAGCUCAGCAGACUACGUGGAGCGUGGGCAGGAGCAUGUCAAGAUGGCCCUGGAGAACCAGAAGAAGGCACGGAAGGCACUGAGAACUCCAGGGACCCAGGGUCUGCUUUCUCACCCAUGGCUGGGGAGGGCAGGCCAGAGCCUCCAGCUAGCCCGUGCCUCGCUCUGGCCCCGUGCAGAGAGGCAGACACUUCUGGGCUUAGCAGCCUUUCAUUCGUGGGCCUCCCCACCUGGAUCACAAUGCCUAGGGCAGCGCCCGCAGUGUCCUCUUUGGCUGGGACAUGUGGUUUUGUAAGAAAUUAAAGAAAAAAGAGCUUGGA
Sorex fumeus (smoky shrew) is the source of this 1342-nucleotide messenger RNA. RefSeq names its product syntaxin 4 (gene STX4). The transcript has 10 exons. Gene Ontology annotation, cellular component: plasma membrane; endomembrane system; SNARE complex. NCBI's taxonomy places the organism in Eukaryota, Metazoa, Chordata, Mammalia, Eulipotyphla, Soricidae. Bases 286 to 1317 code for a protein of 343 amino acids. The record is from RefSeq and is a predicted model, not a curated record. Gene Ontology annotation, molecular function: SNARE binding; SNAP receptor activity. Gene Ontology annotation, biological process: intracellular protein transport; vesicle fusion; exocytosis.